Molecule: messenger RNA, 1542 nt
Organism: Serpula lacrymans var. lacrymans S7.9
Lineage: Eukaryota; Fungi; Basidiomycota; Agaricomycetes; Boletales; Serpulaceae
Exons: 8
Coding region: 1-1542 (513 amino acids)
Source: RefSeq, a predicted model, not a curated record
AUGCCCAUUCCUUUGGACCCGGCCGACCCAUCUGACAGAAACACUGCUGAUACCAUUAAAUGGCAGUGCUUCAAGCGUGAAGUUUACCACAAGGUUGCCGAAGUAAUAUUCCACUCACUACGAUGGCCUGCACGCUUCGGAGAAGCAAUGGCCUGUGGUGACAAAAUUGAUAGAGUGAUACAUCCAGGAAUACCAGUCAAGUCUGUUGAUGGCGAAGAAAGCUGUGCGCUAACAGCUACGCGUGCGGCCCUGGCCAAAUUUCCAUGCCCGAAAUGUCUUGUCUGCCAUGACAGUUUAACGAAACUAUGCGGAAAUUUUCAGUGUCGCACAACUGACAACAUGGAGAAGGUGUACAAGCGUUCAAUCACAGCAUCAAAUAAAACGGAGGCUGAACGAAUCUUACAAGCCCACGGAUUACAUGCAACCAAGAACUUUUUUUGGUCACUCGACCACUCAGACCCAUAUUGUUCCAUUUCAUACGAUAAAUUACACUCCGAUGAUCUAGGAAAAUGGGGUAAGCACAUCUGGCCGCUCCUCUAUUUCGAAUAUGCGGAUGGUCAAGUGUUUUAUGAUAUACUCAAGGUGCAUAGGAGGACACACCGGCUAAAACAAUAUAUUAUUCAAUAUGAACAAUGUUGUGAACACAUUUCAAACAAUUACGAGAAGGACUUCCACUUUAGCAAGCAACACGCCAUAAAUCAUAUUCUCACAGAAAUCCGGCAGAAGGGUGCAACGGAUAACUACGACACACGAGUCAGCGAGGGCUUUCACCAAGAGGCGCAAGAAGCCUACGAGCAGACAAACCGGAAAGAUACAGACAGCCAGAUGGCUCGCAUUGACGAGAACCAAGAAGCCAUCGCCCACAUACGGAUGACCGUCGACAACUAUGAUAAAGCCCACCAUAACGACACUGAGGACCAAGACUUAGGAGAUGACGCUGGCAGAAAUGAUGACCAGAGGUCGACACAACCUACCCCCGAUAACCACUGGAUGCUAGGAUCUCCCACAAACCUGACAAGCUCGGUAGUCAUGGAGCAUUGCGAGGGCCUCAAAGGAUUUGACAAGCGUCUGCGGAGUUUUUUAGUCUCAAGUUGCAAUGUAGCCGUUGGAGAUGGUCCCAUCUCAAUCAGGAAAUAUCAAUGCAUUUAUCUUAAGUAUCAAUCACACGAAGACUGGAGCGAAGGACGGGACAUCCUUCGCUGCAACCCCAACUUCAAUAAAGAAUCACGCUUCGACUGUGUUCUCAUUAACACAGACACAUCGGAGCCAGUUCCUGCUCGACUCCAAACCGUCUUUCGAUGUUUCCUUCAGUCCUCUUCGUUUGAUAUUGUGUCGGUCAAGAUAUUCAAGCCAUCAAAUGGAAUUCCGAGGACCAGAUGGUCGGGGGCACUUUUGUAUGAUGAAGCGAGAGAUUUCAAGCUGGUCAUGGCUAAGUCCCUGAUUCGGGGAGCUCAUAUGAUCGAGGCUUUUAAUCUGAAGGAAGGCCGGUUUUAUUUAAAUGACUUGAUUGAUGGUGAUAUGUUCCUACGUUUCGGGAACUGA